Messenger RNA from Angiostrongylus costaricensis, 1260 nucleotides. The record is from the annotation of a GenBank genome assembly. NCBI's taxonomy places the organism in Eukaryota, Metazoa, Nematoda, Chromadorea, Rhabditida, Metastrongylidae.
AUGUCGCAAAGCUCACUGAACUUCACCCACGACGCAGCGUCUAUGAGUGCGUCCGAAUUUCUGUACGGAAACGAAUCGCGUCUGGUCGCCAUCAUUGCCGUUGGCGCUGUGUUCGCGAUCGUGACGAUUGUCGGCAACCUAAUGGUGAUGGUCAGUUUCAAGAUAGACAAGCAGCUGCAGACGAUCAGCAACUAUUUUCUGUUCAGCUUAGCCGUGGCCGAUAUUGCAAUAGGCAUGAUCUCGAUACCUCUGUGGACGUACUACACAGCGAUGCGAUCGUGGGGAAUUGGCUACACGAUGUGCCAGUUCUGGCUGUGCGUCGACUACCUCAUGAGCAACGCUUCAGUGUUAAAUCUCCUAUUGAUCUCGUUCGAUCGCUACUUCUCUGUUACUCGACCGCUCUCUUAUCGACCAAGAAGAACGACCCGGAAGGCGCUGGUAAUGAUCGCUUGCACGUACAUCAUCUCGAUGAUUCUUUGGCCACCAUGGAUCAUCAGCUGGCCUUACAUUGAGGGAAAAUUCACCGUCGAACCAGGCAUUUGUGUAGUGCAGUUUCUCGAGACAAAUCCCUAUGUGACAGUUGGGACGGCAGUGGCCGCUUUCUACCUUCCCGUUUCCAUCAUGAUCGUGCUCUACUCGCGAGUUUAUUAUGAGACUCGUAAACGACGGAAAGAAUUUGGAAAAUUACAAGCAUCACAGGUCAUUCUAAACUAUGACCAGCGACUCUCGUUUCCAGAGAAGCAUCUCGGCGUGAUUGUCGCAGCAACUCCAAUCCACAACAAACGUUCAAAACCGGUCGCCAUGGGAAUUCGAAAGGCAAGUAAUGCGCUUUCUCGGCCUGUUAAUAGCUCAUUUUUUACAUUUUUAGACACAAUAUCGCCUAUGAAGAAUGGUCGUCUCUCGAAAACGUCCCAUUCGAAUUUCGGGAGCGACCGAAAGAGUGAAAAGGAGAAGAAGAAAAACGAAAGAAAGCAGGAGAGCAAAGCGGCCAAAACAUUGUCAGCCAUUUUAGCUGCAUUUAUCGUCACUUGGACUCCAUAUAACGUAAUUGUGUGCUAUGAGGCGUUUUUUCCAAACAGUGUGCCGGAUUACUUAUUCACAGCUAGCUACUUUCUAUGCUAUAUCAACUCAACUAUCAACCCACUCUGUUAUGCUCUUUGUAAUGCGAGGUUCCGCCACACUUAUCGUCGUAUUUUAAAAUGUAAAUUUGGCGCCGAACGACCAAAUGUCUACAAUAGUGCAUAUGUAAGACGACAGUAG